Entamoeba nuttalli P19 is the source of this 594-nucleotide messenger RNA. RefSeq names its product SNARE domain containing protein. The coding region runs from base 1 to 594 and encodes 197 amino acids. The transcript is spliced from 2 exons. The record is from RefSeq and is a predicted model, not a curated record. Lineage: Eukaryota; Evosea; Mastigamoebida; Endamoebidae. Gene Ontology annotation, molecular function: SNARE binding; SNAP receptor activity. Gene Ontology annotation, biological process: intracellular protein transport; vesicle fusion; exocytosis. Gene Ontology annotation, cellular component: plasma membrane; endomembrane system; SNARE complex.
AUGAAUAAUAGUACUGACACAAAUGAUAUAGUCAGCCAAAAGAAUGAAUUGACAGGAAUUAUUAUUGAAGAUGAGACCGAACAACUUCCAUUUGGACUGAUGAAAUUUCUUUCUAAAGUUGAAGAAAUUAAACAUCAACUUAUGUGUAUUGAAAACAAUAAUGAAUUAAUGAAAAUUAAGUAUGAACGAAUAACAAAACAAAUGAAAGUGUCUGACGUUAUUGGUACAAGCAAUCUUCCUCCAGAACUUCAAACAUUAAAUAUUAAAGAAGAAAAAAGAUUUCAUCACCAAAUGAAACUAAAGAAAGAGUCUUCAAAACGUAUUAAUAAAAUACAGUCCAUUAAUAGUUUGGCAUACGUUAAAUCAAAGCAUGACGAAAUCAUAACUAUCAUAAGAAGUAUUGAUGAAUUAGCUCAAACAUUUGUUGAUGCUGCGAUAUUAGUUGAAAUGCAAGGUGAAAUGAUUAAUAAUAUUUGUGAUAAUUGUGAACAAGCAAAGGAGUAUACUACAGAAGCAUUAAUCAAUAUUAAUAAAGCAAAAAGACUCAGAAAGCCAAAUCGUUUUGUUUGUUUUUUUUUUGUUCCUAUUGUAUAA